GGGAUGCUCUUACCGGCGCAUCUGGAUAAACAUCUCUCCAAACAACACAUUUUUCUGCCUAAUUGGCCUGGGAGAGCAUGGCCGGCUAGGCUAACUCAACUAGCUCGUUAGCAUGCUAGCUACCGUCCGCAGCCAGCUUAUGUUGUUGUAGGCUUUUUACCGAACAGGGUAGUCUUGAGUCGGGCUGGUGUUUUUUGUAGUUUUACCUCAAAUUUUGAGUCAAUUUACGGCUCAGUCAGGUGUCCGGUGAAUACCAGCAAACUUGUGUUACUUUGUGAGAAUCGGGAGGUUGAAAUGUUGUGUUUUAACGGACAUAAUGUAACGUAAACUAUAAAACCCGGCUAGGCCUGGCUAACGCUAGCUAAGGCAGGAAUGCUAAUAAUAGCUAACCCAACUGUUAAUUUGUUUGUAAAUGUAAACACUGUAAGAAAAGAAAAACACUGGACUCACAAAAAAGUUUCUACCUCGGUCAGCUGGUCUCUCAUCGAUCUUCAAACUCGUUUGUCUGUGUAUCAGCGCGGGCUGUAACUCGGUCAGGGUCCUUGCUGCUGCCACACAUUCCCAGUUUCCCCUGAGAGAUGUCCACUCCGGACCCCCCGAUGGGAGGGACACCUCGGCCUGGACCCUCCCCAGGCCCAGGGCCAUCUCCAGGAGGCAUGAUGGGCCCAAGCCCGGGUCCCUCACCGGGCUCAGCCCACAGCAUGAUGGGGCCCAGCCCAGGACCUCCCGGAUCUGGACACCCCCACCCUCCACAGGGACCCUCAGGAUAUCCUCAGGACAACAUGCACCAGAUGCACAAACCCAUGGAAGCCAUGCAUGAGAAGGGAAUGCCUGAUGACCCUCGCUAUGGACAGAUGAAGGGCAUGGGCAUGAGACCAGGGGGGCACAGUGGUAUGGGACCCCCUCCGAGCCCCAUGGACCAACAUUCCCAAGGUUACCCCUCGCCAUUGGGUGGGUCGGAGCAUGCCCCCAGCCCUGUCCCAGCCAAUGGCCCUCCCUCUGGGCCCAUGAUGCCCGGAGGACCCUCUGGCCCUGGGGCUGGCCCUAUGGAGGGCAGUGGUGACCCUACUCAGGGCAUGGGUCAACCAAACCGUGGCGGUCCCCAGGGUCCAGGUGGACCAGGUGGCGCAGUAGCUGGACCUGGUGGUGCAGGUGGACCCACUCCUUUCAACCAGAACCAGCUGCACCAACUCAGGGCCCAGAUUAUGGCUUACAAGAUGCUGGCACGUAGUCAGCCCCUACCAGAGCACCUGCAGAUGGCUGUGCAGGGGAAGAGGCCCAUGCCAGGGAUGCAGCAGCAGCCGAUGCCUAACAUGCCGCCCUCUACAGGACCCGGAGGUGGGCCGGGGGCUGGGCCGGGACCAGCGCAGGCCAACUACAACAGACCACACGGCAUGGUAGGCCCCAACAUGGCUCCUCCUGGACCUGCAGGAGUCCCCCCAGGUAUGCAAGGCCAGCCUACCAAUGGACCCCCUAAAUCAUGGCCUGAAGGACCAAUGGUGAACGCUGCUGCUCCAUCCAACCCUCCCCAGAAGCUGAUUCCACCUCAACCCACUGGCAGACCCUCCCCUGCUCCUCCCUCCGUGCCCCCUGCUGCCUCCCCAGUAAUGCCCCCUCAGACACAGUCCCCGGGACAGCCUGCCCAGCCUCCACCCAUGAUGCUACACCAGAAGCAGAACCGCAUUACCCCCAUCCAGAAACCCCGCGGGCUGGACCCAGUGGAGAUCCUCCAGGAGAGAGAGUACAGGCUGCAGGCCCGUAUCGCUCACCGCAUCCAGGAGCUGGAGAACCUGCCUGGCUCUCUGGCCGGUGACCUGCGCACCAAGGCCACCAUCGAGCUCAAGGCCCUGAGGCUGCUCAACUUCCAGAGACAGCUGCGUCAGGAGGUGGUGGUCUGCAUGCGGCGCGACACCGCUUUGGAAACAGCCCUCAACGCUAAGGCCUACAAGCGCAGCAAGCGUCAGUCUCUACGUGAGGCCCGCAUCACAGAGAAGCUUGAGAAACAGCAGAAGAUCGAACAGGAGCGGAAACGUCGUCAGAAACACCAGGAAUACCUCAACAGCAUCCUGCAGCACGCCAAGGACUUUAAGGAGUACCACCGCUCCAUCACAGCGAAGAUCCAGAAGGCCACCAAAGCUGUCGCCACCUAUCACGCCAACACCGAGCGCGAGCAGAAGAAAGAGAAUGAGCGCAUUGAAAAGGAGAGAAUGCGGAGGCUGAUGGCUGAAGAUGAAGAAGGUUAUCGUAAACUCAUCGACCAGAAGAAAGACAAGCGUCUGGCCUACCUGCUGCAGCAGACGGACGAAUACGUGGCCAACCUCACUGAGCUGGUGCGCGCCCACAAAGCUGCACAAGCUCUCAAAGAGAAGAAAAAGAAGAAGAAAAAGAAGAAGCCAGAGACUGCAGAAGGUGGUGCUCCUGCUCUGGGACCUGAUGGAGAGCCUUUAGAUGAGACCAGUCAAAUGAGUGACCUGCCAGUGAAGGUCAUCCAUGUGGACAGCGGAAAGAUCCUGACUGGGGUUGAAGCACCUAAGGCUGGCCAGCUGGAGGCCUGGCUCGAAAUGAACCCAGGAUAUGAAGUAGCGCCACGUUCAGACAGUGAAGACAGUGGCUCAGAGGAAGAGGAGGAGGACGAGGACGAAGACGAUGAGCAUCCUCAACACUCUUCAGCUCCAUCAGAGGAGAAGAAGAAGAUUCCUGACCCUGACAGCGAAGACGUGUCUGAAGUGGACGUCCGGCACAUCAUCGAACACGCCAAGCAGGACGUAGACGAUGAGUACGGUAAUGCGAGUUUCAACCGAGGCCUGCAGUCCUACUACGCUGUGGCUCACGCUGUCACCGAGAAGGUGGACAAACAGUCCUCGCUGCUGGUCAACGGGCAGCUCAAGCAAUACCAGAUCAAAGGUCUGGAGUGGCUGGUGUCACUUUACAACAACAACUUGAAUGGUAUCCUGGCAGAUGAGAUGGGUCUAGGAAAAACCAUCCAGACCAUCGCCCUCAUCACUUACCUCAUGGAGUACAAGCGCCUCAACGGGCCCUUCCUCAUCAUCGUACCUCUCUCAACUCUAUCAAACUGGGUCUACGAGUUUGAUAAGUGGGCGCCAUCUGUCGUGAAGGUCUCCUACAAGGGGUCUCCAGCUGCUCGUCGUUCAUUCGUUCCCAUCCUGCGCAGCGGCAAGUUCAACGUGCUGCUCACCACAUACGAGUACAUUAUCAAAGAUAAACAAGUGCUUGCAAAGCUGCGUUGGAAGUACAUGAUUGUGGACGAGGGCCAUCGUAUGAAGAACCACCACUGUAAGCUGACCCAGGUCUUGAACACGCACUACUUGGCCCCACGGCGUCUGCUGCUCACAGGCACCCCGCUGCAGAACAAGCUACCUGAGCUCUGGGCCCUGCUCAACUUCCUCCUGCCCACCAUCUUCAAGAGCUGCAGCACCUUCGAACAGUGGUUCAACGCCCCCUUCGCCAUGACCGGAGAGAAGGUUGACCUGAACGAAGAAGAGACCAUCCUGAUCAUUCGACGUUUACACAAGGUGCUCCGACCUUUCUUGCUGCGCCGACUCAAGAAGGAAGUGGAGGCCCAGCUGCCCGAGAAGGUGGAGUAUGUGAUAAAGUGCGACAUGUCGGCCCUGCAGAGGGUUUUGUACAGACACAUGCAGGCCAAGGGAGUCCUGCUCACAGAUGGGUCAGAAAAAGACAAGAAGGGUAAAGGAGGCACGAAGACCCUGAUGAACACUAUCAUGCAACUGAGGAAGAUUUGCAACCACCCCUACAUGUUCCAGCACAUUGAGGAGUCGUUCUCUGAGCAUCUCGGUUAUUCUGGUGGAAUAGUGAGUGGCCCUGACCUGUACCGCUCCUCUGGGAAGUUUGAGCUGCUGGAUCGUAUCCUGCCCAAGCUGAGGGCCACCAACCACAAAGUGCUGCUCUUCUGUCAAAUGACCUCACUCAUGACCAUCAUGGAGGACUACUUCGCGUACCGCAACUUCAAGUACUUACGUCUGGAUGGAACCACCAAGGCAGAGGACCGUGGCAUGCUGCUGAAGACAUUCAAUGAUCCAGCCUCUGAGUACUUUGUGUUCCUGCUCAGUACCAGGGCAGGAGGCCUGGGCCUCAACCUGCAGUCUGCUGACACUGUCAUCAUCUUUGACAGCGACUGGAACCCACAUCAGGACUUGCAGGCCCAGGACAGAGCCCAUCGUAUCGGUCAGCAGAACGAAGUGCGCGUGCUCCGCCUGUGCACCGUCAACAGUGUGGAGGAGAAGAUCCUGGCAGCGGCCAAGUACAAACUGAACGUGGACCAGAAAGUCAUCCAGGCCGGCAUGUUCGACCAGAAGUCCUCAGGCUAUGAGCGCCGGGCCUUCUUACAGGCCAUUCUGGAGCACGAGGAGCAGGAUGAGGUCGGGGCUCGAGGAGGCUGCCGCUCUAGGGGGGCGUGGGAGGAGGACGAGGUGCCCGACGACGAGACUGUCAAUCAGAUGAUUGCCAGAAGUGAAGAGGAGUUUGAGCAGUUCAUGCGCAUGGAUCUAGACAGACGCCGCGAGGAAGCCCGCAACCCUAAGAGGAAACCUCGUCUGAUGGAGGAGGACGAUAUGCCAAGCUGGAUUUUGAAAGACGACGCUGAGGUUGAGAGGCUAACCUGCGAGGAGGAGGAGGAGAAGAUGUUUGGCAGAGGAUCCCGCCAACGGAAGGAGGUGGACUACAGCGACUCGCUCACUGAGAAACAGUGGCUGAAGGCCAUAGAAGAGGGUAACCUGGAGGACAUUGAGGAGGAAGUGCGCCACAAAAAGACCACCAGAAAGCGCAAGAGAGACCGCGACCACGACGGCGGCCCGGCCACACCCAGCUCGAGCAGUGGUCGAGGGCGAGACAAGGACGAGGAGGUGAAGAAAGCCAAGAAACGCGGCCGCCCGCCUGCUGAGAAACUCUCUCCCAACCCGCCGUCCCUCACCAAGAAGAUGAAGAAGAUCGUCGACGCCGUCAUCAAAUACAAGGACGGCAAUGGCCGACAGCUGAGUGAAGUCUUCAUCCAGCUGCCCUCUCGCAAGGAGCUGCCCGAGUACUACGAGCUCAUCCGCAAACCCGUGGACUUCAGAAAGAUCAAGGAGCGGAUCCGCAGCCAUAAGUACCGCAGCCUGAACGACCUGGAGAAGGACGUGAUGCUGCUGUGUCAAAACGCCCAGACUUUCAACCUGGAGGGGUCUCUGAUCUACGAGGACUCCAUUGUGCUGCAGUCCGUCUUCACCAGCGUGAGGCAGAAGAUCGAGAAGGACGACGAGAGCGAAGGAGAGGACAGUGAGGAAGAGGAGGAGGAGGUGGACGAAGGCUCUGAGUCUGAAUCUCGUUCGGUGAAAGUGAAGAUCAAGCUGAGCCGGAAAGAAAAGGGGGAUCGUGGAGGAAAAGGACAACGGCGGAGGGGCCGCGGCGCCCGGGCUAAACCUGUGGUGAGCGACGACGACAGUGAAGAGGAACAGGAAGAGGAGCGUUCGGCCAGUGGCAGCGAGGAGGACUGAAGUGAACCACUCCUGAUUGGACCAACGGCCCACUGAGCCCCUUACUGGACUUUAUAUAUUUUACUUAGAUACAGCAGGGAGACAGUCAGUGGAAAAGGCCUAGUUUUACCUAGAUGAGCUGAUUUUUAGUGAGACAAUUGUAUUCUCAUUAAAGUUAUACCAUUAAUUAAAAACCAAUAAAAAAAAAAAAAACUAAAAUAUUAAAGAUAUGAACCAUCCACUUCCAUAUUUAAACCAUUUCUCCCAGUAUGAGUAGUAGUGUCUCUUUGCCUUUUUGAUUUCUCCUGUAAGUGGAAAAUUGACAGAGUCUGAAUUAUAGACUGAUCGUGGGCCAUUAAGACAGCAAACUGUUUUUUUUUUUUUUUUGUUUGUUUUUUUUUUAAAAUGGUAUUAAUUUUGUCGUCUUUUACUUUGAGACAAAACGUACAUGUGAACCAGGAGUCACUGCCCCACCCCCCCACCCCACCCCCCACCCCACCCCACCCUCACAAAGUCCCUUUUUUUUGAAUGCAUGUCGUGCGUGUCUGUGGAAAUGCACCUGGAUGUGUCUUCGCUAUUAUCUCUGUGUUUAAUUUAAGACUACAAGCGGGAUCACGGUACAUCCCACCCUGCAGCCCCUCCCCCUCAGGUUGUGUAUGUAAAAGGGGGAGGGAAGGAUAGGACCAUUUUCUCGUGUCGGUGUCACUGGAUUCCAAAAAGUACAAUAAAGGCAUCUCAUAAUUAA
Messenger RNA from Seriola aureovittata, 6234 nucleotides. It is a transcript of the gene smarca4a, whose product is annotated as SWI/SNF related, matrix associated, actin dependent regulator of chromatin, subfamily a, member 4a. Bases 579 to 5510 code for a protein of 1643 amino acids. NCBI's taxonomy places the organism in Eukaryota, Metazoa, Chordata, Actinopteri, Carangiformes, Carangidae. The record is from RefSeq and is a predicted model, not a curated record. Gene Ontology annotation, biological process: positive regulation of transcription by RNA polymerase II. Gene Ontology annotation, cellular component: nucleus. Gene Ontology annotation, molecular function: ATP-dependent chromatin remodeler activity; histone binding; transcription factor binding. The transcript is spliced from 34 exons.